GGCAUCAUCAGGCACGCGCACACAAAACGGGGGAGGCUGCAUUAUCUCGGGUGCUAAAACGUCAUUCUUUCACUUCAAACAUCUGCUUUCAGUUCCGUUCACGUGAAAUAUAUCGUCGUCGUCUGAAUGGCGGAGUCUUUACGGAUAUUCUUAUUUUAUCCUUGUCUACAGUUCAUUUUUCUCUCCACUGGUCAUGAAGCUAAACGACAGUUAGCAUAGCAGCGUCGCUACUCCUUGUAACUUGACAACAAAAAAGUGGCCCAAAAAAUUAAACUAUGAAAAAAGCUUCCAAGACCAGAUCUUAGAUGUCUCUAAACCGUUAUAACCAACGAAGCAACGGUGCUUUGAAGGGAACAAGCAGUCCGGGUGCUGCUGAGAAAUAGAAGUGAAAAGGCGAGAGGAGGAGAGCAGCUGCAGUGAAAGAAAACACGGACGUCACUGUUAUGGCAAACGAGCCGGUUAUUCUUAACGUCUAUGAUAUGUACUGGAUCAAUGAGUUCACUACCUCUCUGGGAAUUGGAGUCUUUCACUCAGGAAUUGAGAUCUAUGGCAGAGAAUUUGCCUAUGGAGGACACCCUUAUCCUUUUUCAGGUAUAUUUGAGAUAACACCUGGUGAUGCCACAGAACUCGGAGAGACGUUCAAAUUUAAAGAAGCCAUUGUUUUGGGGAGUACAGACUUCACGGAAGAGGAUGCGGAGAGAAUUGUGGAGGAAAUGGGAAAGGAAUAUAAGGGUAAUGCCUACCACCUUAUGCACAAAAACUGCAAUCAUUUUUCCUCCACACUAUCAGAGAUCCUCUGUGGUCGAGAGAUCCCGCGAUGGGUGAACCGACUGGCCUACUUCAGCUCUUGUGUGCCCUUCCUGCAGAGCUGUCUGCCAAAAGAGUGGUUGACACCAGCAGCACUGCAGUCCAAUGUUAGUCAGGAGCUCCAGGGAGAGCUGGAGGAGGCCGAGGACACUGCAGCCUCUGCCUCAACGCCUUCCAGCGCUGUGGCACCUUUACCCAGACCAACCCGACACCAACCGCGCCGAUGAAACCCUGCUGCCUUGAGUGACAGGCCAUCUCUGUUUAGAGCUGGACCACUGCUCCUGCUGCCAUUGGACCCCCCCAGCCCCCUUUCCUGACAGACUAGCAAUUCACCAGCAGAAUAGAUAAGCCACACCCUCUGUUAACUGAUUAUGGGCCUGGAAACCAUCAGUCAUUUACUGUAAAACCUUGCAUGGGUUUAGAAUAAUUUUUUUUGGCCUUUUAUGUUUUGUUGUAAAAACUCAGGACGUGAAUACAUUUUGAACAAUGCUCUUUUCAUUCACCAAUUUUUUUUUCUUCUAUUUUAUUUAAUGCUUUUCUAAGGGGUCGUUAACACCGAACACAUUUUGUUGUCCAUCAGUGCUGUUUUUAAUUAUUUUUCUAUGUAAACAUGCGCUGGAUGGAUGUCUUUGACCAUUGCAACUCGUUUCGCUGUUUUUUUCAGCAUCUUGCCGCAAGAGCGCCGCGUUUUUAAGAUAACGCGUCAAGUUAAAAGAACUUUAAUUAAUCAAAACACGCUUUGAGACACCUGCAUUUAGUUGCACGUGUUGCAUGAUGUCUAGCUUUUUUUUUUAACUCAAGAAUGUGUU
Messenger RNA from Myxocyprinus asiaticus (Chinese sucker), 1616 nucleotides. RefSeq names its product deubiquitinase DESI2-like. Gene Ontology annotation, biological process: protein deubiquitination. The transcript is spliced from 5 exons. The coding region runs from base 444 to 1034 and encodes 196 amino acids. The record is from RefSeq and is a predicted model, not a curated record. Gene Ontology annotation, molecular function: deubiquitinase activity. Lineage: Eukaryota; Metazoa; Chordata; Actinopteri; Cypriniformes; Catostomidae.